UUCACCGUUUCAAAUGAAUAAAUACGUAUUGUGUGAAUCUGGCACAGACAGAGAGAGAGAGAGAGGGAGCGAGGGAGGAAAAGAGAGAGCAUCACCUCGACAAGACCUCAAGAUCAAAGAGAUCCACAACAAGAAUACAGGGAAAGAAUUCUCAACUGCCAGAAAAGAGGAACAACAAUAACUGAAUACAAAAGUGGUUUCAUGAUCUAGAAUCUCUCUGCAUUGGACUUGGAAUAAGCUUCUCUGCAGCUACAACCACCAGAUACCAACCAACUGAAGAAGACUUCACUUUAAAAUCAACUUUGGAACAGUGACAGGAGCUGAAGCCCUGAACAUGCAAUAACAGAACGUGAAAGAGAAGUGAACGAACGUGGCAUUGGAAUAAAGAGAAACUCAGCCUGGACACAGGUGCAGAAGAGAGAGAGAGAGAGACAGAGAGAGAGAGAGAGAGAGAGAGAGAGAGAGAGAGAGAGAGAGAGAGAGGAAAGCAUCAGAGGGUAUAUUAUUUCUGGGUCAUCACCCCCCCGAUGAGAGGACAACACCUGCCUGGUGACUUCUGUUGUUAAGCACAGCCAGGUGGGGACAAUAACUACAUAACGGAAUUAUGUAAAAUAUCACGUCACGUUUCAGUUUUGAUAGUCGUAAUUAUACGAGGCGCUGUCAGAGCGUAUGUGGUUCAUGUAGUAGUAGGACACUGGUGUCAACCACUAGAGCCUACCGUUUCAUGAAGAUAUUGAUGAUGUAGGAGCUGCUGGUUUAUGAAAGACGUUUUUUUUGGUGCUCAAUGUAAGCCUCCUCCAGGAUGCAUUUUUUUUUUGCAUGCGUGUGAACCUGAACCAUCACAACGCCUCUCAACGCCUCAGAGCUGCAAGGGUGUUAUGACACUUUUGGGGUUGUGUGGGUUUUUGGGAUCCUUCAGGGGCGCAGUGAUGGUUGAGCUCAGCUGCCCCAGUGCAUUGUGGGGGAGAGAGGGUGUGAAGGUACUCGCGCUCUAUUCGCUCCUAGCAGUCGUACACACAUCCCAUGCCCAGCCUCCCCUCCCUCUCUCCCUCCCGGCCAAAAUCGUUGUCCCCCCUCCCUGGCACUCUCUGCCCCUGUUGCAGGCUGAUCUAGGCUCACUGUUCUCCAACUCCAGCCCCUUUGCCUUCUCCCAGUCCCUGCUCAUGGUGCCUCCGGCUGGGGAAGCCUCCAAAGCGGGGGUCCGGGCUUCAUUCGGGCCUUACUCUGUCAGCCAGCUGGUCUCUGGGCCCAUCCUCCCCCUCUCCCCUCCUCUGUCUGCGUCUCUCCUCUCUAAACACGUGGAGCGAGAGAGGGAUGAAGGAGGAAAGGAGAGGUACAGGGUGCGGGUGUUGUUCCACGUACGAGGGGACACCAGCAGGGGGAGCUGUAUCACCCUCCAUGCCUUCAAAGAGACCGAGGAGCAGAAGGCUUGGUGUGUCACACAGCCUCCAUUGGGUCUGUGUGUGGUGACCCUGGCCCUACCUAAGGACUGGUUUGAGGCGGACCAGACCAGCCAGCCCUACCUCGGCCCCAACCAGCGUGCCAGACACACACACCGACACCGCAGCCGUAAUCGGGGACGACGGCACGAGGGUUUUGUCGUCGGUGGAGCUGGUGGCAUCCCCUUCCCAGGCGCCCUCAGAUACAGCCCCACCCACACUGGAGACCGCAUCCAGUUGUACUACUCAUUGUUCGGCACAGCGUCCAACAUCAAACUAGCACCCCCUAGGUGUGUGGAAGACAAAUUACCACAGUCUCAGAGACAGUUGAUUUAUAUAGGAGCUGUGACUCUGAGGGAGUACAAUAAAGGGAAAGAGGCCAACAGGACCAAAGAGGAAAUAGACUGUUGCAAUGGACCGGAAGAGGAGGAGCUACGGUUGGAUUCCAACGUGCUGAUUCGCUAUCGCAGGGGACCGGUCCGCACGGGACAGCCAAUAGGGAUUUCUGUGAACCUGAGGGCCAAUUUCAGUGCAGAGUUUGUUGUUAUCCGACUGAAGGUGAAGAAAGGCCUUUUGUCUCUGGUUGCCCAGCGCUCUCUGAACUCUGACCUCUGGGUUGUGAACCUGGAGAAAACGCAGGGCUCCAAACAUGACGUCAUCUCCAUCAUCUGCCACAAACUGGCGGGACACAUGGACAGCGACAGUCCCGCUGCUCUGCAGCAGGCUGCCUGUCUGUCAGUGGACGGCUUGCAAAGGAGUUUCGGGGUUGCCAUGACUGUGUCGGCCAGCUGGUGGGUGGAGUACUCAGGCCGUAAUAACCCUCCGACACCACGCGGCGGAGUAGUGAGCAGCUUCUCCUUCACUGACAGAGAGAUAGCGGGCAUCUCUCCCAUAACUGAGAGUGGCAUGAUCAUCAACACGGCCAUCUUGACCAGCGAGCCCGUGUCACUUCCUGUCAUUGUGCUGGCAGUGGGGCAUGAUGGGAAGGUGUCUGAUGUCACCGCGGCGGUGAAGUGUCAGUCAUCCAACGAUGAUAUCAUCAAGGUGUCAAGCGAUUGCUCAACCCUCUUCGUCGACGGAAGUGAAUCAGGGGUGGGCAGCACCUGCGUAGGGGUGGAGUUUCUCCUGGGCACGCUCAGUGGUUCCCUAUGUCUGUCGGUGUGGGCUCCUGUCGUCCCGCUGCGCGUCUCACUGUCCGAUAACGAGCUGAGCGCCAUCGAUGGCUGGAACCACUACACGGAGAACGGCUGUUCUCCAGUCUAUCAGAGGUCCACGGUUCAGGUUCUGACCCAGUUCAGUGCUCAGGGGGGCCAGGGGCAGCUGACCUACCUGCUGGGCUCCUCUGAUUGGUUUGUGGAUGCCACAGAGUUGGUCCGUAAUUGGCUGAGGGUAGAGAAUCCACGCGUGGCGGUCCUCGACAAGCAGAGCAAUCUGAUUGGUCUACACCCGGGGAAAACUUCAGUUCGUGUCAUAUCAAGCCAAUGGGACGGUGUGCUGGGUAGCUGUGAUGUCACUGUGACCUCUGAACCCGUGAACCCUGGUGACCUCUCAGUGCAGGUUGUGGGAGGACUCGGUAUGUCAAUCAAAGCAAGCCCUGCCCACCCUGCUGUUGUCACAGCAACAGUGACCGCAUACAACAUUCUCUACAACCAUGGGCAGGAAGCGUCCAUCAGUGUCUGGCUCCAGUUCAGUGAUGAUAGCGCCACUUUGCUCUCCGCCUUCAGCCGUGGUACCUUCGCCCUGCGCCUCUCCUCAUUGGCAGAGACCGUGGUCGCCGUGACGUCCGGCCCGUCUUUGCGCGUCGUAGCCCAGGGCGAAGGGGGCGGGCCUUUACUGAAAGCAGAACUCCUGGUCACCACCUGCAAGCCAAUGGCGAACUCCGUCGACGGGGACCUGGCCAAUCCGAAGGAAGGAAGCGGGACCAGGAGGCUGGCUAAAGGAUCUGGUUGGAUUAGGGUGAACCUGGACUCUGACCUUCGUCCAAUGGGGAGCGAGGAGGCGAACUUGGAGCUGCUCAACAUUUCGGACAUGUUGAUGGAGUCAUCUGACAGGGAUGUUCAGUACAGCAACUUCCCGGACAAUGACAUCAUCAUAGGGAACAUCACUGCCGUCAGCGGCGACGACUACUAUGACAAGGCCGGCGAUGGGAUGAUUGCCAGGAACGACCUGGAGAGAGCGGUGUUGACCCCGAAUCACGAAGAGAGCGCGGUGUACUUCUCUCCCGGGGUGGAGCGAGAGAGGGAGGAGAAACUGGAGGAUAAAGAGAUGGAGGUGGGUUUCGGGGCAGUUCUCUCCCUCCUCUGCCUCGCCGCACUCCUCUUCCUGGUGAAUUGUCUGCCCUGCGCUUUGAGGGAGAGGAGGAAGAGGAAGGACAUGAAUGUGGAGGGGGUGGAGGGAGUGGUGGAGGAAGAGUGGGAGGAAGGAGAAGAGGAGGCGAAGGAGGAGGAGGAGGCAAAGGAGGUUGCAGAAAAGAACAAGAAAAUAACAUCAUACCCCAGGGUAAUAUCACUUCAUGAGACUACUACAGACGAGAACGAGAAAAUAACAUCAUACCCCAGGGUAAUAUCACUUCAUGAGACUACUACAGAAGAGAACGAGAAAAUAACAUCAUACCCCAGGGUAAUAUCACUUCAUGAGACUACUACAGACGAGAACGAGAAAAUAACAUCAUACCCCAGGGUAAUAUCACUUCAUGAGACUACUACAGACGAGAACGAGAAAAUAACAUCAUACCCCAGGGUAAUAUCACUUCAUGAGACUACUACAGACGGGAACGAGAAAAUAACAUCAUACCCCAGGGUAAUAUCACUUCAUGAGACUACUACAGACGAGAACGAGAAAAUAACAUCAUACCCCAGGGUAAUAUCACUUCAUGAGACUACUACAGACGAGAACGAGAAAAUAACAUCAUACCCCAGGGUAAUAUCACUUCAUGAGACUACUACAGACGAGAACGAGAAAAUAACAUCAUACCCCAGGGUAAUAUCACUUCAUGAGACUACUACAGACGAGAACGAGAAAAUAACAUCAUACCCCAGGGUAAUAUCACUUCAUGAGACUACUACAGACGAGAACGAGGGGCAGUUAGAUCAAAGCAUGGGCCAUUAAGGCUGCAUCCGAAUAGGCACCCUAAUCCCUUUUAAGAGCCCUGGUCAAAAGUAGUGGACUAUGUAGGGAAUACGGUGCCCUUUUAUUCAGGAGAGAAAGGUUGUUGAUAAAAAUCAACAUUCUUAGGACAAUUGACUAUAUAUUCCUGUCACUGUGUCACCAACAAUGUUUCUUCAUGUCUUACAAGGUCGUCUUCGUAUAGGCUAGUCUUUUUCUCAGUUGUUUCUUUCUGAAUGUUUGUCUAUCACACAUAUACACUAACUAUCCAUCAAAUAUGUGUGCAGAAACUAUGCACGUACACGACUGUACAUAUCUGUCAUAUUUCUUCUAUUGGUAUUAUUUCACAUUCAUCCAUGUACAAUUUGCCGUCAUAUCAUGAAAUCAAAUCAAAUCAAAUGUAUUUAUAUAGCCCUUCGUACAUCAGCUGAUAUCUCAAAGUGCUGUACAGAAACCCAGCCUAAAACCCCAAACAGCAAGCAAUGCAGGUGUAGAAGCACGGUGGCUAGGAAAAACUCCCUAGAAAGGCCAAAACCUAGGAAGAAACCUAGAGAGGAACCAGGCUAUGUGGGGUGGCCAGUCCUCUUCUGGCUGUGCCGGGUGGAGAUUAUAACAGAACAUGGCCAAGAUGUUCAAAUGUUCAUAAAUGACCAGCAUGGUCGAAUAAUAAUAAGGCAGAACAGUUGAAACUGGAGCAGCAGCACGGUCAGGUGGACUGGGGACAGCAAGGAGUCAUCAUGUCAGGUAGUCCUGGGGCAUAUCCUUUCGAUUUAGGACUCAAUGCAAUCCGUAUCCGCUGAAGUUUAAAGGCAAUGUUCCCACGUUCGCAGAGACUGAAUUCACUCACGGUAAACGCUGAACUUCGGUGAUAUGGAUUGAAUCAAGCCCUUAGGCCUAUUGAUGGAAUAGUAUAGGGGUUGAAAAAUUCUGGUAAUUUUCCCAUAAUUCCCUGCCGGGAUGACUCCAAGUUGGACGAUUCCCACAUGCUUAUUCCCUCUUGAUUCCAGAGAUUCUCCAACUGGGAUUUUUGUAAGAACUGUGAAUUUAGGGCAAGUUACCGUAAUUUGCAACCCUAGUCCUGCACAUUCUAGUUUUCUGGUUGAUCUCCUAAUCAACCAAGCGGAAAACCCACUUGUAAAUAGACAUUAUAGAAUAACUCAUGUGAAACAUGUUAUUCUCCUGCUUGGCAAAGGUUGUCAAUGAAUUUAAAAUGAUUUCCGAACAAUUUAAAUAUUUCUUUUUGUAUUUGAUUUAGUGAUAGGAAAAAGUUUGAUUACUUGAUCAACUUUUUAUUUUAUUUUUUAUCUGGUCUAAUUUAUCAGUCAAUCUGUCCAGAGUUUGUGUUUGUAUACUGAUGUGAUUGUGCCUAGAGAUAUUUUGUCUGAUCUGACCAGACCUCCAGCUCUGUGUCUGUAGGAGAGCUGUCAUGUAUCCAGCUACCUCCAAUUGAUGCUGAAUGACACAGAGCACUCGAUUUCCAGCUAGUUCGACCCCAUGCCUGUUGUCUGCCUCAAGCUUCAGUCUCCAGGUGUUUCUUGGACUAUGGUCCUGACCAGUAGAGGUCACAAACAGUGCUAUUUCCCACUCCCAUGUUGCCACCUAGUGUGAAUUAAGGAGUGGCUCAAAUGUAAGGCUUUCACCUCAUAUGUGUGGAGUUGUAGGUUGAAUCCCAGGUAGAGCCUGUGGUUGUGUCGACACUCAUGAUUGAUGGACUGUGACAACUAAUGAGGGUUUCAUAUUUGAGGUUCCCCUUCCUGUGAACAGCAGUGGUGAUGGGGGGGAAACUUCUGGAAAGAGUAGAAACUUAGACACUUUUUUAUUUAUUUGUAUUUCUUUUUAAAUACUACUUUUUCCUUGGGUUUCCCUUCAUAACCGCCACUGGGGACUGUUCUGGAACCACAGGGGGAAUCCCAGGAUUUAACUGCCCCGCUUAUUGCCUGCUUUCAGCCGACGCACCAAUUCCCAAUCUCUGUUUUGUUUUAGCACCCCCCUCCCCACUUUCCUCAGGCGGCCAGCGCCCCCACUCUGAACCCACUCCAUGCCGGCAUACUAUCAGUGUUGGGAAAAGUACUCAAUUGUCAUACUUGAGUAAAAGUAAAGAUACCUUAAUAGAAAAUGACUCAAGUAAAAGUCACCCAGUAAAUUACUACUUGAGUAAAAGUCUAAAAGUUUUUGGUUUUAAAUAUUCUUAAGUGCCAAAACUAUCAAUGAGAUCAAAUUCCUUAUAUAUAAAUGUUGUGGAAAUUCAACACAGGGACACUCGAAGUCAAUAUGAA
Molecule: messenger RNA, 6820 nt
Organism: Oncorhynchus nerka (sockeye salmon)
Lineage: Eukaryota; Metazoa; Chordata; Actinopteri; Salmoniformes; Salmonidae
Product: transmembrane protein 132A-like
Exons: 11
Coding region: 759-4547 (1262 amino acids)
Source: RefSeq, a predicted model, not a curated record